Helobdella robusta is the source of this 504-nucleotide messenger RNA. RefSeq lists its product as hypothetical. The record is from RefSeq and is a predicted model, not a curated record. NCBI's taxonomy places the organism in Eukaryota, Metazoa, Annelida, Clitellata, Rhynchobdellida, Glossiphoniidae. Bases 1 to 504 code for a protein of 167 amino acids. The transcript is spliced from 3 exons.
AUGUCCAAACUUGAACCCACUGAGGGUCAUAGAGCUAUACAGAAGUGCAAAUACCAUGACAUAGACAAGAUUAUCUCAUUUUUUCCCGGUAAUGAAUAUUACGAUCAAUCCAAAUUAAGCAACUAUUUGAACAAUGGCAACAGCAACAACAACAAACCAUGCAGCGACGACAUCUUUCCAAAUGAUGCUAACGGCUUUGGUGCACAUCUGUUUAAAAAUGGCCACACUAGCUACAAAGACAGCCUCAACUCAAACACUACGUACAUCUACCAAGAUUGCUUGCUUCAAAUUAGUAGCUGGAACGUCGGUGCAAUGUGGUUCAACACAAUUGUUGAUGACUGUCCGGACCAUCCAGUGAUUGUUCAAUCGGAAAUCAUUAAAGAAUCUUUCAAGUUGCUUGAGCCAGAGUUCAUGUUUAACCUAACUCAAUGGAAGAACCCAAAACGCGAGUCAGAUGUAUCACGACAAAUAACAAACGCUUUUUGGGUUCUACCAUUGAGUUAG